UUUGAGCGACCACACAGCCAGAGUUUGUGUUGUUUCCUAAAUUUUGUGAGAUUUUAUCGUGAAAGAUCCGAAAGCCUGAGCAGAAUCUGUGAUACCAGUACAGCAGCACACCCCGCGUCAAAGACUUUGCCACACACCGACCACCAGCGGACAUUUCGAGAGCAAAAAUGACCAACAAGUACGAUGCGCUGAAACCCUACGGCAGCGAUAGCGAUGACAGCGGCGACGAGGGCACCGACUUUGACGUGGACAAACUGGAACCGCUGGAGGUGGGCCCCGGGGAGCACAAGCUACAGUACACGUACUGUCUUUGGUUUGGGAAGAAGGGUUCACAUCGGGCGGCGGAAUACCAGAAAUCACUCCACUUUGUGGGUCGUUGUGCCAGCGUCGAGCAGUGGUGGACGCUUUACUGCCAUCUCAUAAAGCCUACGGUGUUGAAACCGUUCCGAAAGUUGCAUCUAUUCAAGAGUGGCAUAAAGCCCAUGUGGGAGGACCCCGGCAAUGUGCGCGGUGGCAAGUGGGUCAUCCGGUUGAAAAAGAACAAAAUCGACCGCGCGUGGGAGAAUGUCUGCAUGGCGAUGCUGGGCGAGCAGUUCCUGGUGGGGCCGGAAAUCUGCGGCGUCGUCCUGUCCACGCAGUUCCCCGAGGAUCUGCUGUCCAUCUGGAACCGGACGGCGACGGACACGACCAGCACGAACCGCAUCCGGGACACGUUACGAAGAAUCCUGAACCUACCUCCGUCGACGCACAUGGAAUACAAACCGCACUGCGAUAGUCUUAAGUACCUCUGAAGGCCGCCUCCGCCACCGUCGCCGUCGUCGUCGUCUCCGUUAUUCUGUUGAUUCGCGAUUCUCUCUCUCUCGUUUUUUCCCUUUGUAAAUUUUGUGUAAGAGAAAACGUCUUGAUACCAUCAAUAAAAAGAAAGAAAAUAGCUAACUGAAAGCAGCUAGGAACUGAAGUAAGAAUAAAAAGGCGUUGGCUUAUUAAAUUUAAACACAAAUUAUGCUGAGCAUAAAAAAGAAAUGAAUUGUACCGACACAGCCCAGCUGGCGGCAAACUGAGCAGAAUAAAAGUUUUUGUAUUUAUUUCCUUAAAGUUGAUAGAGAAAUGCCUUUUCGAAAAAAAUACACAAUUCUCACAGGAUUUUUACCAUCUUCCCUUGUUAGCUAGAUUAGUCUGAAAACGCGUAACGAUGUCCUUUCCCCGCUGGGUUGUCGCUGGUCCCGAAACGGAAAUAUAGAGAAAGCAGUUUUGACAGAAAG
Messenger RNA from Culex pipiens pallens (northern house mosquito), 1262 nucleotides. It is a transcript of the gene eIF4EHP, whose product is annotated as eukaryotic translation initiation factor 4E type 2. Gene Ontology annotation, cellular component: eukaryotic translation initiation factor 4F complex. The record is from RefSeq and is a predicted model, not a curated record. Lineage: Eukaryota; Metazoa; Arthropoda; Insecta; Diptera; Culicidae. Gene Ontology annotation, biological process: translational initiation. The coding region runs from base 168 to 791 and encodes 207 amino acids. Gene Ontology annotation, molecular function: translation initiation factor activity; RNA 7-methylguanosine cap binding. The transcript is spliced from 4 exons.